Molecule: messenger RNA, 8551 nt
Organism: Cuscuta europaea
Lineage: Eukaryota; Viridiplantae; Streptophyta; Magnoliopsida; Solanales; Convolvulaceae
Source: the annotation of a GenBank genome assembly
AUAAAAUUCUAAUUUCGUUUUUAUUCUUUAUUAUUACUAUAAAGUCCAACUUGUCCAUCAUUUGCAAUGGAGCCAAAGAUUCAUUAUUUUUUGGCUUGAGAUUAUGAUGGAAUAAAGCAAAAUGGCUCACUAAACUGUUUGCGCUUCUUUGUCAUGAAGCAGCAGUCAGUCCAUGCAAUUUUGGACGGGAUUUUUACUAUGGGUCAUCCGGAAACAGUCUCUCUGUGCUUUAGUACAGGGGUAAGACUGCGCACAUCCGACCCCCCCUUACCCCACCGUAGGUGAGAGCCUUUGCGGCACUAGGGUAAAUGAAAAUGAUUACUAUAAAGUCCAACAAUAUUACCAAGUCCAUAUUUUAACUAAUUUAUCUAUUUAACUUAUAAAUUUAGUUAAACUAGUCCAAUAAGGUCAAGAGAGAAACUCUGGCGAUUGACGUAUGACUGUUUCAGCGACGGAAGGGGUGACCGCUCCUCCUCCACCUACCAAGGUGUGGGGAGGCCGGUCUUUUGCGGAUGUUGUGUCUGGUAAUGGCAAGGAUCUGCCCUUAUCAAAGAAGUGUCCAGAUCGUUUCAAAGGGAUGCCUUCCAUCACCUUUCCAUAGGAGGAAAUUCAAUUGCUGGCAUCCCAACAUUCUAAAGACUUGGUCGGUUACUUUUUUCCUGGACGUCCUUCUAUGUUGUCUUUACGUAAGGCUUUUGAUCUAAUUGGAUUUAAGGGAAAGUUUCAUUUGGGCAUUCUGGAGAAAAAACACAUUUUAAUCAGAUUUGAAUUAGAAGAUGAUUAUGUUAGAUGUUGGAACCGUCAGGUUUGGGAUAUUUUUGGAAGUGCUAUGCGAGUUACUAAAUGGACACCCGAUUUUAAACCAAAUCUUGAAUCUCCUGUGGUUCCAGUUUGGUUAACCUUUGAGAAUCUUCCGAUUCAUUUGCAUGAUAAAAGGGCAUUGUUUGACAUAGCAGGGAUGAUUGGUAGGCCUCUCAAACUUGAUGCAGCGACUGCAUCAUUGGCUAGGCCAUCUAUGGCUAGAGUUUAUGUUGAACUUGAUCUUACUGGUGAAAUGCCUAAUAAGGUCUGGAUUCAGUGUGGGUCUCAUGGUUUCGUUCAAACAGUGACAUAUGAGAACAGGUCAUCAUAUUGUACAAAAUGUUAUCAUUUGGGGCAUUCAGGUGCUACGUGCCCCAAGAGGUCUGGGGGGAUAACAAUUGAAGGCCAAGUUCCUAAGGAGAAUUGGGUUGCUAAACCUAAUUACCAAAAGGAUAAAAAACUUAUUACAGACGGGAAGAAGGGGAAUGGGAAAGCAAUUGACAUGGAUAAGGCUGAAAUUACACAACAUAUUGUCUCCAUUACUAAUGCCCUGGAUCAGCCAUCUACAUCUUAUGUGAAUUUGGAACCUCAAGACUCUAAUCCUGCAAAGGCUAUCCCUCAAGACUCUAAUCCUCCUUGGAGACAUUCCACAUAUCUGAGAAGGCAAGCAGGGACCCCAAAUUUUAUGCUAGCAAGGAUGAUGUGUUUACCACAGUUUUGAGGAGCUACCUGAGGAAAGAUAAAGAGAUGUCUCAAAAGACACACUAUUCAGAUGGUGACAUAGUUCUUCCACAAAGAUGUAGUAAUAUUCUAGACAAUUGGGAGGAGAUUAAAGCUAGGGUGGAUAUAAUGUCUAAAAGGUUAGCUGCAGAGGAAGUUACUCAUAAAGAUAAUCUGUCUAUUAUAGGCAAUGGAGAAAUUGCAGAAGGGUUUCAACAGGCAACUUCAAAAACAGAGAAUGCUAGCAUUAAAGAAAAGAAUCAGAAUGCACCUUCAGUUAAACCUCUGCAGAUUGAAUAUGUUAUUGAAUCACAGGAUGCAUCAGGUACUCAUAUGGGGGUUCAAUCUAGCAAACAACGAGGGGAUGAUAAUGAUGGUUUUACACAAGUUGCUAGGAAAGCUUCAAGAAAAACAAACUUUGCACAGGAUAAUAAUCAGAAAAGGUUCACUAGAAGUGCAGCAAAAGAUUUACCUCCACUUCCUGUUUCUCAAUGAAUUGGCUGAUUUGGAAUACUAGGGGUCUAGAAUCCUCCAGUUCUAGACUCAAUUCCCUAGUUAAUCAAUGGAGAUUAAACUUUUUAGUUGUGAUUGAACCUAUUGUUAGCAAUGCAAGGGCAGAUCAUUUUAAGAAAAUUCUGGGGAUGAAUGAGGUUAUUGUUUCUCCCCUUACCAAAAUUUGGAUUUUCUGGGACAAUGAAAAAGUUACCAUUUCAGAUGUGAACUGGCACCCUCAGUUUGUUCACUUUAGAGUCCAAAGCAGCAUUUUCAAAGGGUGGUGUACUGCGAUCUAUGGUGGACAUACCUACAUUGUUAGAAGAGAGUUAUGGGAAGGAAUUGUAAAUAUUUCAAGAAAUAUGAAUGAACCCUGGAUGGUGGGGGGUGAUUUCAAUGAAAUUGCUGCCUUUAGUGAUCACAAAGGUCAUACAUUACCUGUCUCUUAUGGUAUGAAUGAGUUUUGUAACUGUAUUGCUGCCUCUAACCUCUCUGAGCUUUCUCAAUCUGGCCAUCACUACACCUGGUCUGGAGUUAGAGCAAGGGGGAGAGUAUGGAGAAAGAUUGAUAGGUGUCUAUUCAAUCAACAUUUCAUAGACAAUUAUGAACAAAUACAGGUUGAUAUGUUGAACAGAUCGCCUUCUGAUCAUUGCCCUAUGUUGAUUCAAAUAAAAAAUAGAUGUCUUUCUGGUCCUAAGCUCUUUAGAUUUCAAAAUAUGUGGACAUCUCAUCAUUCUUUUAUGACUUUUGUGGAAAAUAAAUGGAAAUCUUAUGAUACUGUUGGAGGUAUGAGAGGGAUGUGCUUUAAACUUCAAAUGCUUAAAAAAGACCUCAAAGUCUGGAACAAGAAUGUGUUUGGGGAUAUUUUUGCAAACAUUAAAGAAUGUGAGCAGGAGGUUCUGGCUGCAGAAAAGGUCUUUGAGGAGGAUCCAAGUGAAGGAAACAAGGUUGAUUGGUCUUUCAAAAGAAGUCUGCUGCUCCAAAAGUAUAAAGUAGAGAAGAAGUUUUAUAGAUAAAAGGAAAAUAUCAGGUGGAUCAAGGAAGGGGACUCCAAUGCUAGUUUCUUUCAUAAUUAUGUAAAGAUCAGAAACAAGAAGCAGAUAAUUACCUCUAUUGGAGACUCUGAAGGCAACAGUUACACCACUCCUUCUGAUAUAGGAGAUGUAACAGUGAGCUACUUCUCUUCAUUAUACUCUGCAGAUCACCCCACUGGUAAUAAUCAAAUUUUGGAUAUUAUUCCUACCUUGAUUACUCAAGAAGACAAUGAUUUUCUUACUAAUCUCCCUACCAUGGAAGAAGUUAAACAGGCUGUUUGGAGUCUUAAUCCUAAUAGUGCUGCUGGUCCUGAUGGAUACAAUGGGAAAUUUUUCAGAAAAUGUUGGUCUUUUUUGAGUUUAGAUGUAUUAAAAGCAGUCCAAGAGUUUUUUAUGGGUUUACCUAUUCCAAAGGGUUUUGCAAGUGCUAUGUUGGUGCUAAUCCCUAAGAAGGACAACCCCAAUACUUUUGCAGAUUUCAGGCCUAUUUGUCUUUCAAGUUUCUUAAGUAAAAUCUGUACUAAAGUUAUUGUUACAAGGCUUGACAGUAUUUUACCUAAGAUCAUAUCUAAAGAACAUGCUGGAUUUAUGAAACAAAGAGACAUUGCUGAUCAAGUUCUUAUUGCUCAAGAAAUGAUUCAUUGCAUUGAUAAAAAGAUCAGGGGCUCUAAUUUGGUGGUAAAGCUUGACAUGGCUAAAGCUUUUGAUAGACUAUCUUGGCAGUUUCUUUCUGAUAUUCUGCUUAAGUUUGGUUUUACUCCUAUGUUUGUCAAGCUGGUUAUGAAUAAUCUACAAGCUACUAGGCUCUCAGUCCUGAUCAAUGGCUCUCCUUAUGGUUUUUUUAGGCCUAGUAGGGGGGUUAAACAAGGUGACCCCCUAUCACCUUAUCUCUUUAUUAUUGCUUCAGAGGCUUUUUCAAGGGGUAUUUCUAAGUUACUUGAACAAGGGAAAGUAAAACCUUAUUGGAUUGGAAAUUCUGGAGUUCCCAUCUCUCACCUAGGUUAUGCUGAUGACCUAUUGGUUUUUCUAAAUGGAGACUCAGGAUCUAUUCUGAACUUUAACAAGUUCUUGCAGGAUUACCAAAAAAGCUCUGGCCAGACUAUUAAUUUAGAUAAAAGUCUUUUCUUGUGUGGAAAAACAUCUCUUAGAAGAAUCAAUCAGAUAAAAGAGCUACUAGGGAUGAAAGUUGCUUGCCUUCCUAUCAGGUACUUGGGUGUUAACCUGCAUAAAGGAGUAAACAGAUUUGAGUAUUGUGGACAGAUUAUUAAUCAGUUUGGAAAGAAGCUAAAUACUUGGAAUCAGAAGAAUUUAUCACAAGGGGGGAGGCUGAUUUUAAUCAAACAUGUAUUAAAUUCAAUCCCCUUGCAUGGUUUAGCAGUUGACAGCAUUCCCAAGAGAGUUAUUAAGAUACUCAAUAGCAAAAUGGCUUCUUUCUUUUGGGGUUAUUCAAGUGAUAAGAAAAAAUUUCACCGGAUUAAAUGGGUAAAUCUUUGUUAUCCUACUGAGGAGGGUGGCCUAGGGAUCAGGUCACUAACAGAUAUUGAAAAGGCUUUCACUCUCAAGCUUUGGUGGAAAUGGAAAACAGGGAAGUCUAUUUGGACUGAUUUUAUAAAAAGCAGGUACUGAUUCUUCAAUAUGGAGAAGGAUAUGUCAUGUUCAUGAAUAUGCUUCCUCAUUAUGUUCUCAAACCACCAAUGGAACUAUCAUCUGGAAUGAAGAGACAAAUGGUCAAUUUUCCAUAAAAUCUGCAUACAAUGAAGUGAGGAACAACACUCUGCCUACCUUUUCAUUCAAACAUCUCUGGAGCCCAAAGCAGGAACUUAAGAUCACCCUUUUGCAAUGGAAGAUUCUCAAAAAUGCUCUGCCGUUCCCCGAAAAGUUAAAUCAGUUACAUAUCAUAUCAAAUCCUUCUAUCUGCUAUUUUUGCAGAAAUAGCAUUUCAUCUCUGGACCAUGUUUUCUACAAUUGCAAUAUAGUGAAACCUAUUUGGGUUUAUUUCAUGAGUAUUUUGGGUAUUACUAUACCUAGGAGUACUACGUCUAUUACUCAGGUGUUCAGAAAUUGUUGGCUCAGUACUGGCUCUUUAGACCUUCUGGAUAUUUUCAGGCAAAAUAUUUCGGGUAUUAUCUCCUGGAAUAUUUGGAAGGUGUUUUCAAAUUUACAGUGGGGAGAAGGGAAUGCCAUUUCAACUACUACAGGUAUCAUUCAAGCUAUUAAACUCUACACACAGGCCUGGUCUCACUCUCUCAAAGGGGUUAAAACUCACUCGGUUGACAAGAUUCUGUAUGAGGAACAUAUAAUUCCUAUGGAUUUCCGUAGUAAUAUCUAUACCUUCCAGAUCUUGAAAUGGGGAAAACCGAAAAGAAUGGUUAAACUGAAUACGGACGCUCGUUACUUAUCUGGUUUGGCGACGGGAGGUGCGAUUCUGAGGAAUCGUUGUGGUCAGCUUCUUCGAGCGGUCAGUUUUGAGGUGGAAGCUUCAUCUGCGUUAGAGGCGGAAUUGAAGACCAUUUCCCAGGCGAUACAGUGGGCGAUGGAAGCAGGGUAUAGCGACUUUGAGGUGGAAACAGAUUCAGCUUUGGCGGUGCAACUUCUUCUGGACACUGAGGUGCGGAGAUGGAGAGAGCUUAUUCAGGAAACCAUACAGGCAGUGAAUAGGAAACGCCUAUCCAUUCGACAUGCCUAUCGAGAGACCAACGGUGCAGCCCAUUUUUUUGGCCCAAGCUCAUUCAGGCCAAAUGCAGGAAUUUCUUAGCCCAAAUAAUUUACCCCCGAUGGUUAGACGGGCUUAUUUUAUGGAUCUGUUUGGUAUUGCUUCUUUUCGAUUGCAUUAAUUUUUUAAUUCUUUUUUACAUUUGUAUUUUUUACGAGGUUUUGGUAUAGUCCCCCUCGGUCAUUGCAAUUCCAUUUUAUUAUAAUAAAAUUCUGGUAUCUGACUCCCGGCAUUUACCCCACUGAUUUUAGUGGUUUGCCUUCCGGGAUAAAAAAAAGUCCAAUAAGGUCAAUUAACUAAAUUAUUAAGUACACAUUACUUAAUUAAAUUAUUUAUAUUAGUCCACUAAGUUUUAUGAGUUCAAAUAGUUUAACAACUUAUAUGAAGUUCAAAUCAAUAAUAAUCAAGAAUAAUAGUUAUUAAUUUAAUCAAACUAAUUUAAUUAGUCCACUAAUUGAAUAAUUUAUUUAUUAAGUCCAAAUAUAGUCAUUCACUUAUGCUAGCUAACCCAAUUUUAUUUAGUUUUUAUUAUUUUAUUCCAAACAUCAUUUUUAGUCCAGAAUAUUAUUUUCAAUCUCAGUGAUUUAUUUAUUUCACCAUUAAUAUCAAAAUUUCCUUAUUUAAUUACUUAACUAGUUUUAUAUGGCUCAAUUAAAUUAAAUUGCUUAAGAAUCGACUUUAUAAAUUAAUAACCGUUCAUAACUAUAUUUUGGGUCUAUAUUUGACUUAGGUUGUCCAUAUAUUUAUUUUAGAAUUAUUUUCUUUAUUUAUUCAUUUAAUUUCAUAUAUCUAUUAUCCGGUUUAAUUACAAUUAAAUAUACUAAUCAUAAUUUUUACUAAAUAUAAAUGGUCCCAAAUGUCCUAGUUAGUCAUAUAAUUAAGCUAGCUUACUCCAAUAUUUAUUUCAUAAUUUAUUUCGUCAUUUAGUUAAUUAUUUACUAAAUAUGUACAAAUUGGCCAAUUUACAAUUAAUUCAAUCAAAAAUAGCUAAAAAUAUUGUAUUUCAAUUCAGGUUGGUCCGAAUAUGUAUAUUUAUACUAGGUAUUUAAUUUGUAUUUUUCCAGAUUUUAUUUAUUUCAUUUACUAUUUUAUUUUUAAUUUUUAUUGAAAAUGGGCUGAACCGGCCAAAUACGCGACCCGGCCCAAGAAGACUGGGUUGUCUUCUUCCCAGCUCUUCUCCAGGUCGCGAUUUCAGCGACCGAAAUUACGAAAACUUCGAUGAGCGAUAACUUUACUUACAGGUAACGGUUUUUGACGAUUCAAAUUGCAAAAUGAUCCUGACGUCGAUACGAAGCUCCGUCACCCCUAUCUACGGUCAAAUAUCCGCUUUUUCUGAAGACCCGUUUCCACGGCUUGCAACUCCGACGACGCCUAAGCAACUCCGGUGACUACGAAUCGGUCUGGAAUUUAUUGGGAAGUAUUCCUAGACUUCUCACGACUCUCCUCUCUUGCUUAUAAGCAAUUUCUUACGUAAAUAUAUAUGUGUAUAUUUCCGGCGACCUAUAUGUAUAUAUAUGUAUAUAGGUUUUCUCACUCGUUUUCUUCAGUUUGUAGUGAUUUAGAAUGGAAAGAUAUCUUUAUUUAUAGCUGUAGAUCGAGCCUUGUGAGCUGUGUGAAUUAUUGUGAAUUAUUUUUUUUAUAAUACAUUUUCAUAAUUCAUAAUGUAUAUACAUUAUAUGAUAGGUGUGAGAUCAUGAGGUUGGUUCCUAGCAUGUGAAGAUGUUUUCCAGAUCUUGAUGAGUAUCAUUGUUAAUAUUUUAUUAUCAAAAUACAUAUUAAUACUUUAAUAGAUGUAUGUGUUUCUAUGUAUAUAUAUUAUUUAUAUAUAUUUUGUAUAUGAUUUUUAUAUCUUAUCAAAAUACACAAUAAUACUUUAAUAUAUGUAUCAUGUGUGCGUUAUAUAUAUUAUACUCCGUAUAUGAUUUUUAUUUCAUCUUAUAUCAUUAUGUUUGGAACAUACUCUGUAACGUACUGUUUCUACAUUUUCGGUUUAGACCAAAUCAGUCCUGAAGUACAAAAUGUCCAUUCAUAAUUUUAACACUUUUGCUAACAGUGUUAGUGUUUAUAAAGUUAGUUAUAAUAUUUUAACAUUUAUUUUCUUUUAAUUUGCCAGAUAUGUUUUAUCUGGUUUAUUUUUAUUUUAUUUUUGUUUAAAUUUUCGGGGUAUCACAACCACUUUGCUAGAGUUCUUAUCGAAGUGGAUGUUUCAAAACCACCAACACUAUCAUUUCCUAUACAACUACCUUCCCGUAAGGUAAUCAAACAGUUUGUGGUCUAUGAAACUUUUCCCAAUUUUUGCUUUCAUUGCAAAGAAUAUGGGCACCACCCAUUUAUUUGUAAAAAACUAACAAAGCAGGAUGUUGUGGAGAUAAUUGAUAAGGAAAAAACUAUUGAUGAAGUUGAAGAACCAAAUAAUAAAGUGGGAAGUAUAGAGGAGGAGGUAAGUGGUGACAAGAGGGAGAAAAUCCAGGCUGUCCCUAAGCCUUCAAAGACGCAUGCUAAAGUGCCAGAAAAGGAACUCGCUGUGUCACCAUCUGCCACACCAGCUGCCACGCCGGCUGCCAUGCCGGUCGCCACGCUAGCUGCCAAGCCGGCAGCCUUGCUGGCUGCCAAGAAGACUGCCAAGACAAAGCCUGGUCGGUGCAUGUCGCGCCUUACCCACCCGGGUAUCCCUAGCCCGACCGGGUUUCAUAAACUGACGGCUAGGUUCCGUUUUGUGGGCCACUGAUUUGGAUUGUGGAGAUCUUAUUUAAAUUACUGAUUAUGUGAAAUGGGGUUUGUCCAAUUAUUC